Copidosoma floridanum is the source of this 3335-nucleotide messenger RNA. RefSeq names its product Smg5 nonsense mediated mRNA decay factor (gene Smg5). Gene Ontology annotation, biological process: nuclear-transcribed mRNA catabolic process, nonsense-mediated decay. Gene Ontology annotation, molecular function: telomerase RNA binding; telomeric repeat DNA binding; protein binding. The record is from RefSeq and is a predicted model, not a curated record. Gene Ontology annotation, cellular component: telomerase holoenzyme complex. Lineage: Eukaryota; Metazoa; Arthropoda; Insecta; Hymenoptera; Encyrtidae.
GUCUCGUCUCGGUGUUUUCGUCGAUGCCGUACUCCGAAAAAGUAGCAGAAAAAGUGGAGUCGAAAAACAAUCGCAUCUGGUGUGGUGUGGUUCGGCGAGCGAAAAAAAAUAUGAUAAAGGAUAGAUGAUAGUUGGAAGUUGCAAAAUAACUAUAAAAUGAUUGAAGCAAGAUGAAAAAGAUUUAUAAUAUCGGUGCGGACAUCAGGUCAGGCGAUGGCCUCGAGACUACCAGACGCUUGUACAGAAAUAUAACUGAGAUUGCCAAAAAGUUGGAAGAACAGAAAAGUAGAGCAUUGACUGUUAUUGAUGUUUUUACACCAUCCGGGGAAGCUUUGAGAUCCAAAUUGAGAGAUUAUUGCGAAAGAUUAAUAAUCGACGAUCCUGUCAACCAUGUCCAAAAAACAGAAGAGCUUCUUUGGAGAAGAGGUUUUUAUGACAUUGUGUCGAUCGCAAAAAAAUUGCGCAAAGAAAAUGUAUGGAAUGAAACGGAGAAAGCCUUUUUAUCAGCACAUCUUUCGGUUGGAGUGGGAUUUUACCAUCAUUUGAUUUUGCGCUUGCAGUUAGAAUUUGAAUUGGAAUUGACAAGCAUCAUAGAUUUCGCAUACCCUAGUAAAAAAGGGUUAAUUCAAAUGGAAAAAAGUCUGAGUUCCAAAAAGGUACACUCUACUGAUGCAAAAAAAUGCGUCUCUCAUUUCAUUCACAGGAGUUUGAUUUGUCUUGGAGACUUGGCACGUUACAGAUUGGAUCUUGAUCCUAGUUGGGACCCUCAGAUAGCAACGAGAUAUUAUAAAAUGGCAAUUGUUCUCAACACGAAAUAUGGAAUGCCACACAAUCAGUUGGGUACUGUUGCUAGUAAUAAAAAUUACGGCCUUGAUGCUGUAUACUAUUACAUGAGAAGUCUUUUAUGUGCUGAACCAUUUGAGUUAGCAGAAGGUAAUUUAAAAAGGACAAUUAUAGUUCAUUCUUUAAAUGGCAAAGAAAAAUGUUCAACACACUCUUGUGUAGCAAGGUUACUGUUAUUGCUGCAGUUGUGGGAUAAUAGUUCAACAAAUAUUGAUAAGAUAAAUGAGGAAUCACAGAUACUCUUACGCGAUAUAGAAAACUGUUUGAAUGUCGAGAAAUGCAAAAAUACUAAUCAUGAAGCUGCAGAAAAUGAGGACAGUAUUGAGAAAUACUUAUCACAUUACAAAGUUGAAGAAACUAACUAUUUAAAUGACGAUAUGAUGUUCAAAGUGAUUGUCAUUUGUUUAAUGAAAAUAUUUAAAUUACAACAAAAGACUCCGACUGAAGUUCAUGGAGUUAUUGCUUUGCUUUUAGCAGUAUUUUCCCAAUUAUUGCAGUUUGUUACAAUAAGAUUACAAGAAUCUCUUUUAGACAUGUCCAUUGCAGAAGUUGAAUGCAAUGGAACAGAUAAUGCCAAAGAAAUCAUUGAAAAUGAAAAUACUAUUGAAAAUACCGAAAAAACUGAUAACGAAAAGAGUAUAGAAUUCAAAAACUCACUUGAUUGUGAUCCUAAGACUCCUAAAGAAAAUAAUGGAAAAUUCGAAGUAAAUGGCAACUACAAAAAGAAGAAAUCAAAGAAUCUUCUGACAAAACUGCGAAGACCGCGAAUUCGCAGGAACAGUUCGGAUUCUGAUGCUAGUGAUGGAGAAGGAAUGGCGGCUGGAUCAUCUAGUGAAGAUUUGAAUUCCGACAUCACGGAAAAUGAAGAAGAUGUUAUUAGUGACGAUAAUGCUUUAUCCGAAGACGAGGUGAUGUCUGAAGAUGUUUCAGAAGAUGAGGCGUCUUUAAAUAAGAAAGACACCAAAGACGAGGAUAAUAUCAAUGGAAAAGCUGUCAUAGAGGAAAAGUUUGUUCAAGAAAAUGAAAAUGAAAAUGAUAAAGAUGAUGAAAACAAAUGUGGAAUUAACGAAUCAAAUUUGAAAAAUUCUAACAAUUUAACGAACUUUAAUAAUUCCUAUGACGAAAAUAACACUGUGGCAAACAAAACACUUGCAUGUGUUGCGCAAAAAGAAAAACAAAAGUUGGAUCUCAUUAAAGUUUUACAAGUUUUAGCUGAAGAAAAAAUGUUAGUAUCCAUCAAAGUUUGUUGUGACUGGUUGCAAGGGAAUCAAAAUAUUAUAAAAACUUGUGCUAGAGGCUCGAAGUCCUUAUUGGAACGAUUAAUUACGCUGUUCAAUUUAAUAAACCUCGAUAGUCAGGAGCUUUUGAACAAAUGGGACCAAGACUUGGAGAUAUUCUCGUGUAUGGCGAAAGUCAAGGAAGUAGCUGAUAUAACUCCUUUACCGGAAGACAUUGAUUUGAGAGGUCUUAAAUUUUUUGAAGACACUCACAAAGGUAUCGACUGGGAUGUAGUGAGAAGGAAAAAAAUUACAAAUACCGAAGAAACAUUGUUAAGAGCUCUAAAAAUAGUAAAGUUUGGUCACUAUUUAAGCUCGAUUCAAGAAUCAGGAAUUAUUUUUGACAGCAAUAAGGGUUUAUUUAUUGAAUCCAAACUGGACAGUCCAAAAGCUAAGGAAAAUCAAAGUGAUGCCAAGAAUUUGGAAUUAGAAUUGGAUCAUUCUAAGGGAAAAAUGAUGAGGCACAUGGGUAAAUUAUGGCUUAAAGCAGAAGUUCACGCUUUAGAAAAUCGCUUGUAUCACAGAUUAAUGUCGCCAUACUUGGUUCCUGAUCAUGAAGCUUUUUCAAGAUUUAUGCCCGUUAUAAAGCAUUUGGUUUACGCUAAAAAGUUUAUUGUUGUCGUUCCAUCAAUUGUGAUUUCUGCACUGGAUGAAAUGAAAAGAAUGAGCAGUCAUGCCAGAGAAGCAACCAGGUGGCUAGAAACUCAAUUGCAACGUGGAUCACGAUUUUUAAGAGCGCAAAGACCUCACGAAAAAUUGCCAUUACCAUUUAUCAAAGGCCCUAAGCCUAAAGACAAAGAAGCUUGGCUUUACUUUCACAUAGUUGAGUGUUGUCAUUACCUCACUCAACAGAGCCAAAGUGGCGGCACUGAAAUUCCAGUUGUUACAUUACUAACAGGAAUUGACGACAAAAAGACGUUUACUUUCAGUCCAGAUGCUCUAGCUAAAAGUGCUGGUGUAAAUUUCGAACACAUUGGUGCUUUUCAUGCCAAAUGGAAACUAUCUAUCAAGAGCCAUGGUUGAAGGAAAAAGAACAUACAAAAGUACUGAUAUCCGAAGUUCCGUCGAGUUAACAAAUUAAAAAAAAAAAAAAAAAAAAACUCGAUUAGAAGCUACACCAUAAAGUCAAGAUAGGCUUAAUCUGGUGACCAAGGGGUUGGAAACCCUGGAAGAUAAAUAAUUCGAUCCAAAGUACGCAUGCAUUUUUGCGUUUAA